GUGUGGAAUUCAUUUCCUGUUCUGCAGCUCUCUCAGAGUUUGUUAAAGCGGAGGACGCUCGAGUCUGAAAACAUGAAGCAGUGAAGGAGAAGGAGCGCCGACUCCUCUGUUCUCCUGCUGGAUUACUCUCUCCGUUCUCCUCCCCAGGACCUCCAGGCAGGCAGGCAGGCAGGCAGGCAGGCAGGGAGGGGAGGGGGUCCACCAUGGCCGAGCCCCUGCUGAAGAGAACCUUCUCCCGGCUGCGAGGCAAAGACAGAACCCGCAGGAAAACUGAGCCCAAACUGAGCGAUGUUCCAGUCAAGUCUGACACCGUCCUCCAGACUUCUUCAUCACCAUCAUCACCAUCAACGAGAAUGCCAGCAGCCGCCGACCCUGAACCCUCCUCACCCCCCCGCAACCACAUCACAGUAGCUAAGAAACAGCAGUGGGCUCGGCAGGGCUCUGUGGCCCCAACCGCCACCCUGCCCUCAGGCCCCGCCCCCAGAAACUCUGACUGGGACAGAGCGUCAGGAAAAUCCCAGGAUGCACCUGGGCAAGCCUGGAGUCAGAGGCUGACACAGGACAAGACAGAGCAGCGGGGCGACAGGACAGGCAUCAGUCAUUCCUGGGAUAUGACCAGCACCUCUAGUGUUCCUGUUAGUUCCUCUUCGGUACUGCAGGAAGUCUCCCAGCCAGCAGGGGGCUCCAUUGACGCACCCACCAACUCCACCAGCACCAAGCUGUCCGGCCAGCGUGCCUACCUGCAGAGCCUGGACCGCAGCAGCCGAGCCUGGGUGCUGUCUUCGGCAAAGUCCCAGGCUUCAGACGAGGCCUGCAGGCUGCAGGAGGAGAGCAGCAGCAACAUCUGGUACAACCCGAUCCCUGAGGAGGAGGACGCAGCAGGGCCACGCAGGGAGGAGGAAGUGUGGAGGAGGAGGGACGACCGGGAGGAGGGAGGAUCUACCCGAGCAGAGCUGGGAGGGGUGUGGGUUGGGCCAACAGAAGGUCGGAGCAAUGACUGUCCACUGGAGGGCGCCAAUCCCAGUGUCAGUCACCAUACUGAUGACAUCACGGCAGAAAACACAGACUCCCCCCCCUCUGACUCUAGCCCCGCCUCCCAGAAGAAAGGGGGCGUAUCCGGCAGUGUGAUGGACAGGCUGAGGUCUCCAGGUACAGUGAGGAAACUCUCCCUAAAGAUGAAGAAACUUCCUGAGCUGCGACGCAAACUAAGCCUUCGCUCUUCGUCUCGUGCCAGUCGCCAAGGAAACGACGCCAGAGGGGGCGGGGAUGAGUCGACCAGUAAGAAUACAACAUCAUCAUCUGCGUUGUCCAACCAGAAUGUGAUCAGCAGAUAUCACCUUGAUAGCUCCACCCCUCCUGCCCGACCACUGCGACGGUCGUCGAGAGGACGCUCCGCCAGCAAAGGAGGUUAUCUCAGUGAUGGAGACUCCCCAGAGCUGCUGCCACGGCAACAGGCUCCUCCUCCUGCGACCUCCCAGGAAACAGGAUGUGAUGUCAGUUCAUUUCAGCUGUACGUCGGCUCCGACCCGCCGCGAUGCAGCCAACGGGUGACGGGGUUACUGACCGUCCAUCUGCUGGGCCUGGAGGAGAUGAAGACCAGCAGGUCUGAGGGCAGUAAGGAGGUCUUCCUGGCCAUCCAGAUUGACGGCGUCACCAGAGCGAGGACCGCCCUCCUGACCCUGCGAGGCCCCGCCCUCUCGUUAAACCACGCUUUCCACCUGGAGCUGGAGCGAGCGCGGCAGCUACGCAUUGUAGUGUUAACACCAGCCAAUCCACAGGCAGGGGGAGGGGCUAAACCUGAGACCGAUCAGAGUCAGACUUCAGGUCGUCCAACCAGAAACAGAGUCUGUUGUCUGGGUGGAGUCUCCAUCCCUCCUUUAUUUAAAGGGAGUCGCAGUCAGCAGCUCUGUGUGAAGUUGGAGCCCAGAGGUCUUCUUUACGUCAAACUGUUGCUACAGGAAAAGUGGGACACACAGCCCAGCACUGACACAUCGAUACCUGCUAAUGUGUUUGGGGUUGAACUGCACCACCUGGUGGAGAAAGAAGGAUCUGCAUCUCCAAUCCCUCUACUGAUCCAGAAAACUGUGGCAGAGAUAGAACGACGAGGACUGAAGGUGGUGGGUCUGUACAGACUGUGUGGUUCUGCUGCAGUGAAGAAGGAGCUCAGGGAUUGGUUUGAGAGGAACAGUUCAGCUGUCUGCCUCAGCGAGGACCUCUACCCCGACAUCAACGUCAUUACAGGUAUACUGAAGGACUACCUGCGAGAGCUUCCGUCUCCACUCAUCACCAGGACUCUGUACCAGGUUGUCAGGGAGGCCAUGACCUUACGACCCCCACCUGCGACCCCUGACCCUCAGCUGGCCCAGAGCACUGUGGAGCUGCUGUCCUGUCUGCCACCACCAGAGAGGGCCACUCUGUCUCUCCUGCUCGACCACCUCAGCCUGGUCGCGUCCCUCAGCUCGUCCAAUAGGAUGACGCACCAGAACCUCGCUGUCUGCUUCGGCCCGGUGCUCCUCACCCCGACCCAAGAGGCCUGGAGGGGGGGAGGAGGAGGAGGAGGAGGAGGGGGAGGAAGGGGAGGGAGAGGAGGAGGGAAGGGUUUCUGUCAUGGUGAAGAGAUAGCGAGCGCGGUGGAUUUCAAACGUCACAUUGAGGCGUUGCACUACCUGCUGCAGCUGUGGCCAGUGCCGACCCAUCGAGUCACGUCAGACGACCACAUUGACGUGUCCCCACCGCCCUCCCCCACCCUUACCCAUAACCCCCUGGGCCAGCAGCAGCAGCAGCAGCGGCGUCCUGUUCUGCGAUUGGCUCUGCCCCAGAACCCUGAGGAGGUGGUGGUGUCACGUCGCGGGCGAGGCGGUCUGGCCCGGCUGGAGAGUCCGCCGCCGAUUAACCGGUACGCUGGAGACUGGAGCAUCUGUGGACGAGAUCUUCUGUCUGGACAGGAGGCCGAUUAUGACGAGGUGGCAGGAAGCGAGAGUGACGGAGGCAGCGGGGAUGAAGAGGAGGAGGAGAAGAAGGAGGCGUGGUUGUCAGGAGGAGGAGGAGGAGGAGGUCUCUACAUGGACGACUUCAUGGAUUUUGAUGCUCCAUUUAACUGUCGACUCAGUCUGAAGGACUUCGACACUCUGAUCCACGACCUGGACCGAGAGCUGGCCAAACAGAUCAACAUCUGUCUGUAGAGGAGGAAGAGGAGGAAGAGGAGGAAGAGGAGGAAGAGGAACUACAGCCUGUGCCAAAAAUAAAAACAAAACCAGAUUAAUUUAUUUCUCUGAUCCAAAGGUAGACGUAGCUUCAGUGUUAAUAUGAAGGAGUGCUGAUGUGGCUUCGGAGGUUUUCAGUCUGAGGAGGAACUACAGGAGCAAAGUUGUCUUUGAUGUGUGGAUGCAGAUGUUGACUCUGUUCUCAGCUGAAGGAUGAGUUGACUGUCAGUUCCUCUCACAGCGUUGUUGAACCUCUGAAGUCUCUGAUGUGAACUUGUUCUGGGUAUCAGGGUAGGAUUGUGUUAAACGGGACCGUUUGCACUGUUGAAGCCAUAAUUUCACCUGGUGAAACUUUUAGUUGAUGUGAACAAAUUGCAGAAUGUGUCGCUCUGCUGCUUCAUCCAAUCAGAAUCUGUUCUGUCUCUGGCUGAAAUGUUUUUAUGCUUAUGCUCUGUCUACUUUUGAAUGUGACGUUUAGGUGACGCACAGAGUCCCAAACAGUCAAAGUGAGAAAAUAUAUCUGAACUACUUUUGUGUUCCCUCAAAGGAUUUAAACUUUUUUUUAUCAAAUCUCUGGCUUCCUCCAGAAAUGUGGGACAGAGUGAGUGCAGAAAAUAUCAUGAAGGAAUACAAAUGUAGUUAAGAAGAAAACAUUGUGUCUGUCUGAUGUGGGAAAAUUCAGAAGGACCACUGAAAAAAAACAAAAGCUGUGGAGGUCUUUAUAAGUGUUUCAGUGUUGCAAAAUGAUUUUGACUUUUGAAAUUGACUUUCUUUAAAAAUGUGUGAUUCCCAAAACACUUCAGGCAUUGAUAAUGGCCUCAUGCACAGCUCAGUGUUUUUCAAAUUCUGAAACUAUUUCUUCUUUAAAAACAUCUAUGAUUGUAUGUUAAAUAAAUGUCUGUAGUGAUGUUUCACUGCUCGGCGUUUUAAACUUGUAAACUUUUUCCAGAAAAACAAGAAGCUUGUAGCACUAAUCAAAAGCACUUAAAGAAGACAAAUCUAGGCUCUGAGCUGUUGAUAAACUCUUACAGAAGCAAUGGCACUAGAUAAGUGGUUGUGUUUAGAGUUUAUUCUGUUAUUGGUUAUAUUAAAGCCAUAUUCCUCAGGAAGGCACUGGUGUCAUCUUCUGACACAUUAUUAUUACAUAUUUUUAUCACCUCAAAACCCACAGAAGAGCACCCCUGCUGGUUUAUAGUGGUCCUCUGUUGGUCUCUUGUUGGUUUCUAUUGGUCCCCUGUUGGUUUCUGUUGGUUCCCUGUUGGUUUCUGUUGGUUCCCUGUUGGUUUCUGUUGGUUCCCUGUUGAUUUCUUUUGGUUUCCGUUGGUCCCCUGUUGGUUUCUGUUGGUUUCAGUUGGUUUCCUGUUGUUUUCUUUUGGUUUCUGUUGGUCCCCUGUUGGUUUCUGCUGGUUUCGGUUGGUUCCCUGUUGGUUUAUGUUGGUUUCUGUUGGUUCCCUGUUGGUUUAUGUUGGUUUCGGUUAGUUCCCUGUUGAUUUCUUUUGGUUUCUGUUGGUCCCCUGUUGGUUUCUGUUGGUUUCUGUUGGUCCCCUGUUGGUUUCUGUUGGUUCCCUGUUGGUUUCUGUUGGUCCCCUGUUGAUUUCUGUUGGUUCCCUGUUGGUUUCUGUUGGUUUCGGUUGGUUCUCUGUUGAUUUCUUUUGGUUUCUGUUGGUCCCGUUGGUUUCUGUUGGUUUCGGUUGGUUCCCUGUUGAUUUCUUUUGGUUUCUGUUCGUCCCCUGUUGGUUUCUGUUGGUUCCCUGUUGGUUUCUGUUGGUUCCCUGUUGAUUUCUUUUGGUUUCUGUUCGUCCCCUGUUGGUUUCUAUUGGUCCCCUGCUUGAUUCUGUUGGUUCCCUGUUAGUUUCUAUUGGUUCCCUGUUGGUUUCUGUUGGCUCCCUGUUGGUUUCUAUUGGUCCCCUGUUGGUUUCUCUUGGUUUCUGUUAGUUUCUGGUCUCUCUUGGUUGAGCAGCAGAGCGAUAUGAGCUGCAGUUGAUCAUCAGUAUUUUCACGGUACAAAGUUUCUAACUGUGAUUAGUUUGUGAAGCCACAGAAGGAAUACGAUGCCAUGCUCGAGAGCACUACGGCUCCAAACUGAGCACAAAGUUACCAAUGAUGUUCUUAUUUUAAUCUGUUUUCUGUUUGUUCUUGUUGUUAUUUGACAGUAUUACUUUGUUUUGCACAACUUCAUAAGCACUUAUGUUUUUUGAUAAUGACAAUGUUCUAUGCAGAUGAUGUAACCAAAGUGUUGAAGCACAGCAGCCUGUCUGUAUGUCUUAUUAACCUGACCAACAAUAAAACACAUUAUUAUUAUUA
Thunnus maccoyii (southern bluefin tuna) is the source of this 5507-nucleotide messenger RNA. RefSeq names its product rho GTPase-activating protein SYDE1. Lineage: Eukaryota; Metazoa; Chordata; Actinopteri; Scombriformes; Scombridae. Gene Ontology annotation, biological process: signal transduction. Bases 204 to 3182 code for a protein of 992 amino acids. The record is from RefSeq and is a predicted model, not a curated record. The transcript is spliced from 14 exons.